Zootoca vivipara (common lizard) is the source of this 1138-nucleotide messenger RNA. Lineage: Eukaryota; Metazoa; Chordata; Lepidosauria; Squamata; Lacertidae. The record is from RefSeq and is a predicted model, not a curated record.
AGCUGAUCCGCCUGGAUGACGUCACGUCCCGACGCGGUAUUUUUUUUCCCGGCGGGCUCCUAUGCACGCGUAGAGGACACUCUCGGGAACGGCGCCGGUGGCAUGGAGCGGGCUCUUCUCUUCUCGCUGCUCUUAACAGCCGCCACCGCUUUGGACGCACAACAUUUCCUUUGCACCCUCGGGAGUUUCCGGUGCGAGGACGACGGGCAGGUUCCACUGUGCCAGCGGUGCGACAAGAAGCGGGACUGCGGCGAUGGCAGCGACGAGAGAGGCUGUCGAGCUGGCAAUGUCUCGUGCGGACCCCGCGGGAGGCGGUGCGGCAGUGACGGCCCUUGCCUGCCCUUAGAGAGGAUCUGUGACGGCCACAGCGAUUGCCCGGACAAUUCCGAUGAGUCCUUAGAUUCCUGCGGUCAUUGGGUAGACACGACUUCGCCAGCCUGCCCGAAGGACGAGUUUCGAUGUGAACCGGGGGCAGAGUGCUUCCCCCUGGCGUUUGUGUGCGAUGGCCAUUUUGAUUGUCCGGACGAGAGGGAUGAACGAGGCUGCCUUCUGGACUUCCCCGUGGUUUCGAUAACACCACCGGCCACUCAGACAGAUGGCGUGCCUGUACCCGGAAAUGCGAUGCCUGCAGAUUUAGUGGUUCUUUCCAUCGUUGCAUUCCUGGUUGUCGUGGUGGCUGCUGUUUUUGCUUCCGUCUGGAGCCGUGCAAAAGCGAGACGUCUGGCAAGCUUCAAGUGGGAUCACGGGGCGGAGCAGCUGAUGGCAAAACAGCAGCCUUGAGAGACUCCUUCCUUCGAGAGCUGGCCUGCCUUCGGAAGCGUGGUGUCUGAUUCAGCACAUCCUCUGAGAAGAACGGCCAAUCUUUUAGUCUCUUGCUGCUCCCGCCUCCUUUCAACAGGUGCCUUCAGUCGAGACCUUCAGGUGCACAUCCGUGUUAGAAGGUCAAUCGCUUUCUCAAGGGAGACCUCCCUGUCGCUGGGUCCUCGUCAUCUCAAAACGUAUUUAUUUCUGCUCUCUGGCUCCUUGAUCUUCCAUCGCAAAAAGCUGCUGAGUUUAGCUACUGCAGCUAUGAACAGAGGCUCAAAAGGGUACUGGAAAAUGCGGGGCACAUUAAUAAAAAUAGCAUUAUUAUCCAGUA